Molecule: messenger RNA, 1368 nt
Organism: Punica granatum (pomegranate)
Lineage: Eukaryota; Viridiplantae; Streptophyta; Magnoliopsida; Myrtales; Lythraceae
Source: RefSeq, a predicted model, not a curated record
AAAAAGACGAUCAUUAAGAGAGAAGUCAUCUCUCUUCUUCCUCCCAUUCUAUCCAUCCAUCCAUAGCUGUCAAGAGCUGUCCUCUCUCUCUCUCUCUCUCUGUAAAGAGUUCACUGUGGCUCUGAAAGCUUUUCAAUGUGCAUGCUUGCUUUCAUCUUGGAGUGAGUGAGACAGAGAAAUAGCAGCAGCGGCUUUGGUUCAUCAAUGAGCGCGUCGAGGUUCAUAAAGUGCGUGACGGUCGGCGAUGGAGCCGUCGGGAAGACCUGCAUGCUCAUCUCCUACACCAGCAACACCUUUCCCACGGACUAUGUGCCAACUGUGUUUGACAAUUUCAGCGCAAAUGUAGUUGUUGAUGGCAGCACUGUAAAUUUGGGCUUGUGGGACACUGCCGGGCAGGAAGACUACAAUAGGUUGAGACCUCUGAGCUAUCGUGGAGCUGAUGUCUUCCUGCUUGCCUUUUCCCUCAUCAGCAAGGCCAGUUACGAGAAUGUGGCCAAAAAGUGGAUUCCUGAGCUGAGACAUUAUGCACCUGGGGUUCCAAUUAUACUUGUUGGGACAAAGCUCGAUCUUCGAGAUGACAAGCAGUUCUUCUUAGACCACCCGGGGGCUGUUCCAAUCACCACAGCUCAGGGGGAGGAACUGAAGAAGCUGAUUGGGGCAGCUGCUUAUAUCGAGUGCAGCUCGAAGACUCAACAGAACGUAAAAGCUGUAUUUGACGCAGCCAUUAAGGUGGUACUGCAGCCCCCUAAGCAGAGGAAGAGAAAGAAGAGAAAGUCCCACGGCGGCUGCUCCAUACUAUGAUUCAUGAAGAGAAGAUGAAGAAGACAAGCCAUUCGGAAUGUUGGGCAGUUCAGGGAUGAUGUUCAGUUAGGUACUUACAGAAGAAGCACCAGAGGGCUUUGCUUUGGUUAGUUUAUCGAUUUGACUAACAGGAGCGGGUUGAAGGUUAGCAGUUUCUAGAAGGGGGCUUUAUAUUAUUGUUGGGCAUUGUUUGAUUUGCUGGAGCGAGGUCUCAAGGCUUAUGUUGUGAUCUCAAGGCUUAUGUUGUGAUAUGUAUAAUAUCGUAGACGGGACAACGAUGUGAUACAAAUAUAUAUGUGUCUGUAACCUGCAGGGAAGUUUGCUGUGGUAAGGUCUUAGAUUUGCAUAAUUUAACUGCUGAAUUCCUUGAUUGUGAUACUUGGAGGGACUUCAUUUGUGCCUUAAAGUAUGUCCUCUUCUUCUCCCCUCGUACGGCCCGAUUGGAGAUCAUGACUCAAGUUUGUUUUCUAAAUGCCCAUUACUAUGGCCCUGAGAUUUUGCAAUCUUCGGUGGACAUGCAGAUGUGGUCUGUAUUACUGUAAGGAGUAAAUAUUGGUUUCACUGUAA